AUGUGUCAUUGGAAUUGGAUCGAGUGGAACAUUCCUUCUUCCCAAAUUGUUUGUUCUGGGGUUUAUGAUGGUUUUGAUGUUGAUUAUGAUAUCGUUGAUCUGAAUGAGGAGCGGUCAAGGGUUGCUGGAAUUGAGAACUUGAAAAUGAUAACUCCAAGAAGAAAAACUUUCUCACUUAAGUACAAGGAACCUAAGCUUGACAGUUUGCAAGGAUUGAUCUCUGAAUUGACUCUAAAUAAGCGUAGUGACUUUGAAAAAGACUAUGGGAAAAUUUUGAACCUUCUGUUUAAGAAAAUUGACUAUGGGAUUAUCAGCUCUCUGGCACAAUAUUAUGAUUUGCCUCUACGUUGUUUCACAUUUUCUGAUUUUCAACUAGCUCAUACAUUGGAAGAAGUUGAGAGAAUUAUGGGUCUAAAGUUGAAGGAUUUCAAUCCAUCUCCAAAGCUUGAAGAGGAAGUGGGACCAAAGAAGAUAAUGUUAGUCCUAGGGACAGAUGUCCCAACUGUUCUAGCUAAUUGGAUCGAGAAAGGGUGUUUUAAAGGUUUUGCCAUGAGGUUCUUGGAAGAAUUAGCUCUGAAAUUUAAGAAAGCAAGAAAUUGGAAAGCAUUCUAUGAUGUGUUGGAUCUAUUGAUCCAUGGGAUUAUGCUCUUCCCAAACAUUGAAAAAUUUAUGGAUCAUGUAGUCGUAGAAGUAUUUCUCUCUGGCAAUCAUGUGUCGUUUCUCCUAGCUGACAUUUACCAUGUUUUUCACGCUCGACAUGAAAAGAGGGGUGAAACUUUAUUGUGUUGUGCUCCUUUGCUUUAUACUUGGUUUAUGCAACAUAUGCCCGAAAAAGGUCAUUUCAUAGCAAAAGAGCUUAAAUAUCCUCAAAGACUAGCUUCUCUCACCGCAACAACUAAGGGUUGUAUCAAUUACAACCCUAUGUUAUCUCAGAUGCAACACAACUACUCCAUGAAUGGUCCUCCUGAAGCCAAAGACUUACAACUAUUUGUGCUCUUUGACAUCCAAGUAAGUAAUCCUGAUGUGAGAACAAUCCGAAAGACUUGGUUGAAGAUUGUUAGAAAGGUUCCUGAGCUAAAACCUAUACUUCCUGAGGAUGUUGAGAAACUCAAUGCUAAGGUUAAGGAGCUCGAAUUGGAGAAUAUUGAGUUGCGGAUUAAGAUGAAUUAA
Lathyrus oleraceus (garden pea) is the source of this 1170-nucleotide messenger RNA. RefSeq lists its product as uncharacterized. The transcript is spliced from 4 exons. NCBI's taxonomy places the organism in Eukaryota, Viridiplantae, Streptophyta, Magnoliopsida, Fabales, Fabaceae. The record is from RefSeq and is a predicted model, not a curated record. Bases 1 to 1170 code for a protein of 389 amino acids.